Penicillium chermesinum is the source of this 2097-nucleotide messenger RNA. RefSeq lists its product as uncharacterized. NCBI's taxonomy places the organism in Eukaryota, Fungi, Ascomycota, Eurotiomycetes, Eurotiales, Aspergillaceae. Gene Ontology annotation, molecular function: DNA replication origin binding. Gene Ontology annotation, cellular component: nuclear pre-replicative complex; DNA replication preinitiation complex; nuclear origin of replication recognition complex. The transcript is spliced from 8 exons. Bases 1 to 2097 code for a protein of 698 amino acids. The record is from RefSeq and is a predicted model, not a curated record. Gene Ontology annotation, biological process: DNA replication; DNA replication initiation.
AUGGAUGCCGAAGCUUUCGAGGAUGCCUUGGACUUGUCAAGGGACAAGUCCCAGAACCAGGGCGUGUAUAUCUACCAACCUCCGAAGCCAGGGAAAGCCUCUGGUGAACGACCCUCUAAGCGUCGCAAGGUCUCAUCGACAGCCAAUCCUGAGCACGAUACCAAGGUUCCGUCGUUCAUGCCCUUGUUAAACGGAGCCGAAAGCGCGGAUUGUGUACAGCAGCGAUACGACACCUACAAGCAACUAUGGGCAGAGCAAGAACACAAGAUUCAGGAGAUCUUAGAGGACGUCGAUUCCGGUGUUCUCUCAGACGUGUUAUCUUUUGUACGGGAAACAUCACCACAAACGUGUAACGGCUGUAUUCCAACAGCACUCAUUACUGUGGGAUCCAACGUCUCGUCGCUCAGCAGACUGCUCUCUCGUCUCAAUGAUCAACUGAUGUCCACUAAUGAAGGAGGUGUUAUUGUUUUGGAAUCAGGUGACGCACCCAACCUGAAGACCUCGUUGAAAAACAUCAUCCGGGCAGCUGUUACCAACACUGAAGGUAAUGAUGGGUUCCAAAGAUUCCUCACAGAUCGAUCGGGUCCGCGGAUGCUUGGGUAUGAUUUGGAUCUCCUGUAUGACUAUGUGCAGAGAAGAGGCACCAAGAAGCUUGUUCUUGCCUUGCGAGAUAGUGAGGCUUUUGACCCCGCUCUUCUGACAGACCUCCUAUCACUCUUCAAAUCCUGGCUUGAUAGAAUCCCGUUCACAGUAAUGCUGGGAAUUUCGACCUCUGUUGAGCUAUUCGAGGGUCGUCUUCCACGCUCGUGUGUUUCUCUUCUCCAGGGAAAGCAUUUCGAAGUACAAGAAGCAGGAAACAGUGUGGAUCGAAUCUUUGAGGCGCUUCAAACCGACCCAGCUGGUAAGCUGUGGGUUGGACGCAAUGUUACAAGCACGUUAUUCGAAAAGGCCAGGGACAGCUUUCAAACACCCGAGGCAUUCAGCCGCAUGGUCAAGUAUUCUUACAUGUCACAUUUCUUCGCCAAUCCUUUGUCUACGCUUCUUGGAUCUGCGCACUCGUCCAUAUUAUCUCAAAAUCCAUUCAGUGAGGUCAUCAGGAAUCUGCCCUCUUUUCGAAUGCUCUGCGAAGAUCUGGUAGAAAGUGGGUCUACUGAGGAAGUUCGGAAGAUGCUUGAUGAGGAUGAAUACUUACUGCAGACCGCCAUCGCGAACUUGGAGGCUGGGCAAGAUGCUAUGCGCCAUUUGUUCCGGGCUGUUCUCUUAAUUCAUAAGUGUCUUCGGCAUACUCAAACCUCGAAGAAGAUGAGCGUGUCGGAUCUUUCUGUGCGCGCGCUUUCUGGGGACCUCGGCGAGUCGCCAAUUGUUGAAGACAUGCUGGCUUCUGUGAAGGCCAUGGACUCAGAGCAACUAUUGGAAGUCCUUGAAGUCCUUCAAAAUACACUUUCGGAUGAUUCUCCGCUGGCCGAAAUACAGAAUGAUCUCAAGAGCUUGAUGGAGGAGCAUCCAGACUCGCGGCCUUUCCACAGCGAAUAUAACAUCAACAACUCUGUCGUGACGACGACUGUUGUCCACCAGCGUGUCAAACUGACUAAAGGGAAAGCCAACCUGCGGGCGCAAGACGUCGAAUACAAUAAAAUUAUCGAUCGACUAGCGGGCGCCUUCAUCGAAUACUUCAGCGAAACCUUGAUCCGACCUACAGAUCUCUUCAUGAACGAAGCGUUCCUUUUCGAUCUACGCAACCCAUUGAAAGAGGUUUUCACCCCUCGUCCGCGGUUUGCGAUUGAACGCGCCCUGGCUACUCCUUUUGACUACCUGAUCUCAUCUUCCCCGGAUGCCGAGACUAGAAUCUCCUCCAGACAGCCACCCGCCUCCAUCCUGUACCAGCUUUAUCUCGAGUCUGGUGCUUUGGUGAAUGUGCAUGAUCUGUGGCAGGCAUUUUACGCGGUAUUCGAGAGUGACCAGAGUGACAAGUGCGACGACCGCGAGAUCAUGGCCUUAUUUUACGGUGCUUUAUCCGAUAUGAAGACAUUUGGAAUGAUCAAGAAUAGUCGAAAGAAGACAGAUCAUCUGGCGAAGUCGACCUGGAUUGGCCUGUAA